CAUAGAACGGCCUAUAGUACGUACGCGUUUGUUUGUAUUCCUGGUUAUAAAAUAGUUUUUGUGAUCUAAAGUUUGAUAUUUUGGUUGAAACGUAUAUCAAAACAUUAAUUACAACACGUUCUUUAAUUAUUUUGAACACAAAUUAUAUAAUUUCUAAUAAUUUACAAGAUAUUAACGUGACAAGUGAUUGAGUAUCAGUUAAAUUUCAAACUACCCAUUGUGCAAUUAAGUAAACAUCAAGCACGACCCGGCGAGUUACGCGUGACUCAUCCUUGCGGACAAGUCGCUGGGCUCUGUACAACGAAAUCACGUAACAAGCGACAAUUAUCGACUUUCAUCGCUUUCCUGUCGCUACGAUCAUAGUACAGGUUGCAAUAUGCCGAGGACCGGAGGCAACGUUACGUGCGCCGCUUGCCCAGAGGUAAUUCGAGAUGACGAUUUCAUCAUAUGCAGAGUGGAGCGCUGUCACAAAAAAUUUCAUUUACUAUGUACUAAUGCCACAAAUCUGCCGCUGGAAUCAGUAAAGUCAUGGAUCUGCCCUGACUGCAAGGCUAUUACAAAAAGAGGCGGAGAUAACUCCUCGACCCCGGUACGCUCCACUGCAUCUCCAAGUAACGUCACCAUCCGCAAGGCAACGCGUAGAAACGGUGACCAAUCAAACGACGAUGAUACAUAUUCAAUAGUUAACGAAAUGCGUCUCCUUCGGGAAACGAUGACAGAGUUUAAAAAUGAAUUGUCGGAAGUGGUUGCCGCCGUGGCUCGUUGCCACCUUCGCUUGGAUGAUAUUGUCGACAAGCUUACUAACACAGAAGCCCGUCUACAGUCACUAGAGGAUAGUCAAAGGGAAUGUGACCAACUAAAACAAACGGUUGAGCAGUUGCAACGGCAAUUAGACAUUCAAGCGCAAUCGUCUCUUGGUAAUGAGGUCGAAAUUAUCGGACUAGAAGAAGUCAACAAUGAAAAUCCUUAUCAUCUGACUCUAGUCACUGCCUCAAAAAUUGGAAUACACAUGACAGAGGGUGACAUAGAUAGCGUUGCUCGAACCGGAUUUCGCCGUACUAACGGAGAUGGGAAAGAAAAUAAAAUUCCACGUCCACUUGUAGUCCGUUUUACUCGCAAGGCGAUACGAGAGGACUUUCUGAGGGCCGCCAAAUCACGUCGUGAUUUGAAUAGUAAGGACAUCGUUUUGAAUAGUCCUGAGCGGAAAAUAUUUAUAAAUGAGCGCCUUACUAGAGCCAAUCGACAGUUAUUUCGCGAUGCCAGAAUACGUGCAAAGGAGGCUGAUUUCAAAUACUGUUGGACAAGGAAUGGUUCAAUAUAUGUUCGCAAACGUACAGGUAAACCUGCUGUCUAUAUUGCUUCUUACGAUGACCUGCUUUGCAAGUGCCCAGUCAACCUGCGGGCAAAAGAAACCGCUAUCGCUACUGCCGAUGAGUUUACAGCCAAACUCUAUUAA
This is a messenger RNA of Galleria mellonella (greater wax moth), 1456 nucleotides long. RefSeq lists its product as uncharacterized. The record is from RefSeq and is a predicted model, not a curated record. NCBI's taxonomy places the organism in Eukaryota, Metazoa, Arthropoda, Insecta, Lepidoptera, Pyralidae. The coding region runs from base 377 to 1456 and encodes 359 amino acids. The transcript has a single exon.